Paraphaeosphaeria sporulosa is the source of this 1889-nucleotide messenger RNA. RefSeq names its product FAD/NAD(P)-binding domain-containing protein. Bases 1 to 1872 code for a protein of 623 amino acids. NCBI's taxonomy places the organism in Eukaryota, Fungi, Ascomycota, Dothideomycetes, Pleosporales, Didymosphaeriaceae. The transcript has 2 exons. Gene Ontology annotation, molecular function: flavin adenine dinucleotide binding; NADP binding; N,N-dimethylaniline monooxygenase activity. The record is from RefSeq and is a predicted model, not a curated record.
AUGGCACGUGACUCGGUCAUCCCCUUCUCCGACAAUACUACACCAGGGGCUCAGGCAUCAUCGACAAGGCAACGUGUCGCCCAAGUUACUGGACACCUUGCAUCUCCCAAAGAAACGGAACAGGUGAACUCUUCUCCGUCGUAUCCUGUUUCACGACUCCAGCCCGACCUUCAGCAUCACAUCGAUGAUGUGCGUCCGCUUCGAGUCGCCGUCAUCGGCGCUGGCUUAAGUGGAAUCAAUGCAGGCAUUUUGCUUCCUGCGAAAGUACCUGGUAUCGAUCUUACCAUAUACGAGAAAAAUCACGAUGUCAGUGGAACAUGGCUUGAAAACAAUUACCCUGGCGUACGCUGCGACAUACCCGCGCACGUCUACCAAUCAACAUUCUCUCCCAACACCCAGUGGUCCGAGAUUUUUGCCAAAGGCUCCGAAAUUCGCGACUACUGGCAGUCGCGCGCAAGGAAACACGACGUUUACAAAUACCUGAAAUUUCGACAUCGUGUGGACGACGCAUCUUGGGACGACAACGAAGGGAAAUGGUCUCUCAAGGUACAUGAUCUGAACGCCAAUGUCACCAAAUUGGAGAUAUUCGACUUCGUCAUCACUGCCAUUGGCCGCUUCAAUGCUUGGAAACUGCCGGACUAUCCCGGCAUCGACAGCUACAAAGGUCACCUUCGGCACACAUCCAACUGGGAUCAGUCCUUUGAUCCGCAAGGCAAGACAGUCGCCGUGAUCGGCAACGGAGCAAGUGGGCUCCAGGUUGUGCCAAAUCUCCAACGUUGUAGCAAGCAUGUCACACAUUUCGCCCGCAACCCGACCUGGAUAGCAACUUCUUGGGCGGGCGACGAAAGAACCUUCGAGCCUCAGCCAUACACAGAAGAGCAGCUAAAAUUGUUUGAGGAUCCUCAAAAAUAUCUAGAGUACAGGAGGGACAUUGAAGAAAGAUAUUGGAGACGAUUUCGAGCAAUGGUCAGAGGCUCAGAAGAGAAUGAGGGUAUACGUGAUGUUUUUAUCGACGUUAUGAAGAAGCGGGCCGCAAAGAAGCCGGAAUUACUAGACGGGCUGAUUCCCGACUUUGCACCGCACUGCAGGCGUCUGACUCCUGGACCUGGAUACCUGGAGUCCCUGACUGAAGAAAACGCUGAUCUUGUGAAGACGCCCAUCAAGUGUUUCACUGAAACUGGUAUCGAGACGAUAGAUGGCACACAUCGUCAAUUUGAUGCGAUUCUGUGUGCUACAGGUGCGAACACCGACCUUGUACCACCAUUCUCAAUAAAGGCGCGAGGGGUGGAUCUUCGUGAAGCCUGGCGGCCAGAUGGCAAGUUCGGUUUCCCUUAUACAUACUUUGGGUACUCGACGCCGGGCUUCCCCAAUCUCUUCUUUCUCAUGGGGCCUCAUGCAACAGGCCCUUCUGGUACAGUCCCAUUUGCGGCCGAAACAGCUCUCACGUACUUCGCCAAAGCUCUCCGCAAGGUGUCUUCGCAAGGUUACAAGUCCAUCACGCCUUCAAAAGAAGCGGCUGAUGACUUCGUCGAUUACUGCGAUGCAUUCUUCCCAACGACGGUCCUGACUGACAAUUGCUCGUCCUGGAAUAAUGGCGGGACUCCAGGACAAAGAAUCCACGGCUUAUGGCCGGGAAGCGCAGCUAUGGCCACCAUUGCAAGACGCGAGCCGCGCUGGGAGGAUUGGGAGUUCGAACGCUUCAACAAAGUCAAUCGAUUCGCGUACUUUGGCAAUGGCUAUACUCGCAGCGAGCUCGACGAAAGUGCCGACUUAGUAUCAUAUUUGAAAGCCCCAGGUCAGGAGCCAGAUUUGAGGGAUGUACAUGAGAGCUGGUGGGACCUGCCAGGCGCAAGUAGCAAACCGUCGCAAUAGGCGACAUCGAUUAGCAC